Messenger RNA from Epinephelus moara (kelp grouper), 2362 nucleotides. RefSeq names its product zinc finger protein 260-like. NCBI's taxonomy places the organism in Eukaryota, Metazoa, Chordata, Actinopteri, Perciformes, Serranidae. The transcript is spliced from 2 exons. The record is from RefSeq and is a predicted model, not a curated record. Bases 112 to 1635 code for a protein of 507 amino acids.
AGUAAACAUAACGAGUGCCAGUAGCGUUCGCUAACAACUUGGGUGUGUUAGCCAGAAGAAGAUAUCUCAGUCGUUACGUUGGCAGUGAUAUCACUUUGUAAUUAAGCAACAAUGUCUUCAGCUCAGUAUUUGAGAGAGUUUAUCAGCAGGAGACUAACUGCUGCAGCUGAAGAAAUAUUCGGAGCUUUUCAAAAAACUAUUGUCGACUACGAAGAAGAGAUCGACCGUCAGCGCAAACAGUUGGAUGAGGCUUGGAAACCGGAAGUAACGUUACUCAGGAUAGUCCCUCCAGAGCUCCCACAGCAACAUGUCUGUCAGCAGGAGCAGGAGGAGGAGGUUGUCACUGACCAGCAGCCUGGCAUUCAGGAGAGGAGCUCCAGUGUGGACCGAGAGGAGCCAGAGCCUCCACAGAUGAAAGAGGAAGAGGAGGAACUGUGCAGCAGUCAGGAGGGAGAGCAGUUCGAGCUGAAGCAGGAGACUGAUGACUUUAUGUUGAGUCUUUCUGAUGAGGAAGGAGAUGUCAAAGAAGAUCAGACUCUGAACUUCAACCAUAAUGACACUGUAAGUGCAGCAGAGGAAGAGUCUUCAGUGAAAAUGCAGGUUGUAACCUCUGUGGUACCAGAACCAAACACUCAUAAUGACACUGUAAGUGCAGCAGAGGAAGAGUCUUCAGUGAAAAUGCAGGUUGCAACCUCUGUGGUACCAGAACCAAACAAUCAUAAUGACACUGAAAGUGCAGCAGAAGAAGAGCCUUCAGUAAAAAUGCCGGUUAUAAGCGCUGUGGUCCCAGAAUCAAACAGUGGCCACCAGCUCCUGUCUCACAACUCUCAUGAAAAAAAGAGCCAAGAUCAGGAAGGAGGCAAGCAUGGGAACUUAGGAUCAACUAGAAAGGCAAAGCCAAAACAACAGAAUCAACACCGCGAAUGUCAUACACGCACACGUAAAAAGUCUUUUAAAUGUGACACAUGUGGGGAAGCUUUCAAGAAUGAGUCAGAUUUGCAGAUACACGUGAGAAUCCACACAGGUGAAAAGCCACAUACUUGCGACCACUGUGGGAUGACAUUCACUCAGAAGGCCUCAUUGAAUGGUCAUUUAAGGGUCCAUUCAAGUGAGAGGCCAAGUUCUUGCAAAACAUGUGGGAAAGAAUUCAGAUGUAAAAGUUACUUGUCAGACCACAUGAGAAUCCACACAGGAGAGAAGCCAUAUUCUUGCAACACCUGUGGGAAACGAUUCAACCAUGCAACGUCAUUAAGAUUUCACAUGAGAACCCACACAGGCGAGAAGCCAUAUUCUUGCAAAACAUGUGGGAAAGAGUUCAGAUGUAGCAGCCACUUGACAGACCACAUAAGAACCCACACAGGGAAGAGGCCGUAUUGUUGCAACACCUGUGGAAAAGAUUUCAGACGUAGUAUAGACUUGACAACCCACUUGAGGAUUCACACAGGAGAGAAGCCGUUCGCGUGCAAAACAUGUGGGAAAGCUUUCGGUCGACGCUUUAACUUGAUAGUCCACAUGAGAGUUCACACAGGUAAUAGGCCAUAUUGUUGCAGCGUCUGUGGGAAAGAUUUUGUACAUAAUAGGAACUUGUCAGCCCACAUGAGAAGAGACCACAGUGGUGAGAAGCCGGACCUUUGAAACAAUCUGCGGGAAAGCUUGCUUCGGUGCUUCGUGUUUGGCAAACCAUGUGAGACCGCAUACAUGCAAGUAAUCUGUUUUUUGCAAAAUAUGUGGGAGACAAUUCAACUCUUGUGGUUCCCGGUUAAAGCACACAAGAACUCACAGAGAGGAGCCACAUAAUUGCAGCGUUGAAGUAAAAGUUUUACUCAAAUUACAAAUUUGGGAAGAACAUCUGAGGAUCACUAUACACAGGAGGAACUGCUGAGCUAAAACUCCUGUUGGGUGUAACUUUUACAAUAGCUACUGAAUGUAUACAGUUCCCCAUUGAGAGGAAUUUACAUAAUGUUGAGGUAGUAUAUUUUCAGCAAUGCCAUCAAGUUUUGUUGCUCUGAUCUCAUUGUUUUCCUUCAUAUUUCUGUUGGCAACAGUGUUUCUUCAACAAUCUCCCAAAGUUAUUGAAAAGUCUUUGUUGCACAGGUAGUUCAUGAUUCUUAAAAAUAUUUGAUUGGUUAUUAAUAUUGUUUUUAUUUUUUAUCUCUACUGCUGUUGGCUCACUCAUGUCAUCCUGCCAACUAGGAUCUUUUUUUUGGUCUGCAACGUGUCAUCUAAUUUUAUAUAUUUUCGUAUUUUGUAAUCGCAUCAGUUUGAUGUAACUAACAGAACAGUCAGUUUCCUCAGGGACGUGGACUCUAAACUGCUGUUUUUUGUUCUGCUGUGUUUUCUAACAAUAAAGCUUUGUUAGAAA